CUCGCGCCCAUUUCAGUAUUGCUGAUUCUGUCUGUGGGGCUGUAAGAUUCAUUGCCUCUUCUCCGUGGUGAAGGGCAAGAAAAGAAAGGAGGCUAGCUGCUGCUCAAGGGGGCACUUCCGUUUCGCGCGGGGGCAGCCCAACUCGGACGAGGGUUCGCCCGUCAGCAUCCGGGGAGCCUCAGGCCGCGCCGAGCAGCCGUGACAGCAGAAGCCCGCCCAGUCCCCACGAGACAGACGUGCUCAGCAGCGAGAGGUGGCCGCCGUACAUCUGCAGCGCCUCAAUCAGCAGGCCGCCAACAUACACGGAGGAGGCGUUCAUCGCGAGGGAGAGGGCGAGCGGGAAGGCCACCAGGUCGCCCGCCACGCACCGCAGGUUGCCCCACUCUGCGAGCACGACCAGAGCCUCGACGGCGCCGACGCGGAGCACCGGGGGGGCGUCAUCGAAGAGGACGUCAGCCCAAAACCACGCGCAGGGGUGCGUGAGAAGGGAGCCAGCGGCGCACGCCGCGAGCACAAACGCGACGGCCCCGUCGCCGCAAGGCUGCUUCCUGGUGCAGCUGCCGACCGCCCACCAGACCCGCGCCACGGUCAGCUCGAUGACGAGCGUGAGCGCCAACGCCAGCGCCUGUGAGAGCUCCAAGCCUGUCACGGUCUCGGCCAACUGGGCGCCCGCCCACUUGAGCAAAGGCCACAACGGCGACUGCAGAUGCGGCCGCGGCCGCUCUCUGGACCACGCUGCCUCCUCGCCCAGCUGCGUGAAGCAGGAGGACCGGCGCAGUGCGUCGCUCACCUGCAGGCCAUGGUCACAGAGGUAAGGCCCGUCGAAGCCGUUCAGGUGGACCAGAUCGGGCAGCCUCCGGCCCUCGGCGCCCGGCCCGAGACGCGCCGCCGCCGGCACCAGCCGCCCCACGAGCGCCCGCCGGAUGCCGCCGCCGCCCCCGAGCGGCAGGGACCGGUGGGGCGCGUGCCUCGAGAAGAACACGGCGUCGCCCCGCCUUGCGCCGUAGGUGGUGCAGGCCGGGGGGCCGCCCGCGCCCGCGCCCGCUGGCGCGUCGCAGACCUCGAUGCCGCCGGCGCCGCCCUCCGCGGGGGCGUCGUCGAGGGCCAGCCAGAAGCUGAUGCCGGCGACGCCGGCGCCGGUGAAGCAGAGGGGAGCUGAGCGAGUCGUCGUGCAGCGGGUGGCCCGAGGAGCCGGCGCCCAGCUCGUAGUACGCGUCCGCGAGCAGCAGCGGGGGCGGGCCGCCGCCGAGCAGCGGCCCGACCAGGCGGGCGGCGGGCCCGGCGGCCCAGAAGUCGCGCGCCGCCGCGCUGUGCAGGGAGGGCCCGUACCGCACCGCCCGGAACUUCGGGUCCCGCAGGUGCGGCAGCGCCAGCCUGGCCCACAAGGGCGUCGAGAGGCCCGAGAGCUCCGGCAGCAGCAGGCGCUCCACCUGGCCGCCGGGGGGUGGAACACCACACGUUCUGAUGGCUACCAGAGGCCAUGAAAACGUAGCUUAGCUGGAACAUCACACGUUCUUAUGGCCACUGGUGGGCAUAAGAAUGGGUGCUGCGCCAUCUGGGGAGGCCAAAGGACGCGGCGACAUCCGGCGGCGCGCGGAGGGAGGAGGGGGAGGGAGGUAAUACGAUCGCGAGGAUCGGCGACCAAUUCUGGCGGGCGCUCUCCAGCUCUUGGCCCCCAGGAGCU
This is a messenger RNA of Prorocentrum cordatum, 1684 nucleotides long. NCBI's taxonomy places the organism in Eukaryota, Dinophyceae, Prorocentrales, Prorocentraceae. The record is from the annotation of a GenBank genome assembly.